ACUCUCCACCACCUCUCUACUUCUUGUGAGAUACUUACAGCUGAAAACAAAGGACUCUCUGCAGCAGUUGCUGCACAAAACCCCUUAAAGAAGAAGUGGGAGACUCUUAACUUACGCCAACAGAAGAAGGGACGCAGCGAAGCCCUCCUCUACUCCCUCAGCAAAGUACGCAACGCACGUCAUCGCAACAGGCUCAAUAAGACAAAGAGACUGGAAGAAGAAGUGGCAAAACACCAUCAACGCGAGGAGCGAGCUGCUGCAACGCUACGCAACAAGUUGGAGAAAGAGAGACGCUCUGCUGCGUACGCUGCGCGCCUUGAGGCCUCGAGGCAGAGGAGAGCAGAAGAAGCCGCCGAUCGCAAGCGCAAAAAGCAAGAGCGCGACGCUGCUAAAUCUAUACAAUUAUCCUAA
Didymella exigua CBS 183.55 is the source of this 411-nucleotide messenger RNA. RefSeq lists its product as uncharacterized. The record is from RefSeq and is a predicted model, not a curated record. NCBI's taxonomy places the organism in Eukaryota, Fungi, Ascomycota, Dothideomycetes, Pleosporales, Didymellaceae. The annotation marks the transcript as partial. The transcript has a single exon.